GUGUGUAAAAAACCAUGACCAAUCAGAAAGUUCGGUCCGAAGAAAGUGAUUGGAUGAACCGGCUUUCUCCUGCCUUUGCGCAGUCUGCUCGUUCACCACACACCGGGGCUCAUGACCAGUCUCCUGCACGGCGUUGGCAAACUACCGGAGCAGAAGCUGCAGCGCUACAGCGACGGGGUUAAAGCUACGGAACUCCGCAGCUAAAGCUACGGAGCUAGAGCUACAGUUAGCAAAAGAGUUGCUGCACUGAACUAAAGAAGAAAAGAGUUGCAGAACGGCGGAGAAAGUGCCUACAACAGCUCCGGUCGUAACAGACAGAGCAGUAGAGACGGCUACGGACUAAAAGAGGCCGGAUACUACCAGGAGGAGUGAACAGAGUAAACAUCGGUGUUGCUCUUCAACGCUGGCGUCAACUUCGGGAGGAGAAGAGGGUGAAAGGUCACCUUGAUGUCAUGCCUGUCUAUGUGCUGUCGGAGGGGGCGGGGCCCGGUGCCCAGGUACCGACAGACCUGACCAGGAUUCCCAUCCCACUCAUCGACAUCAGCGCAGACCACUCCAACAAAUUAGUGAAGGGAAAAGUGAUUUGUAAAGGCCCGCUGAUGUCGUUAGCAGCUGACGACUUCGUCUUGAAGACUGUCAUCCAAGAAGAGGACUCCCAGCCAGACGCCUCGUCUCAGAACCAGUCCAUCAAUGUUGUUCUGUUUGGAGCAAUGGCCAAGCACUUCAAUCAAGCUGGCAGUCAGGGGGAUGUGGUGGUGGCCUCUGGCUUCACGGUGGCCAAAUCUUCCACCGUUGACGAGGACAAGCUGCACCCCUGUAACCUGCUGCUGUCGGGAGAUGACGCCUGUCUUUAUGUGUCCCGCCUGACGCCUCUUCCCGACCCCAUUUCCCCAUUGGCCAACAAGAGGAACGCCACGCUCUCCACUGAGGUUUCCCGGAGGACCAAGGUGCCUAAAUACACAUAUGUGCCACUUGGUGACCUGAAGGCUGGAUCGGUCGUCAACGUGUACGGAGUGGUGGUCUUUUUCAAACAGCCGUUCAAGAGCCGCGGAACAGACUUCUGCUCCAGCCUGAAGAUCACCGAUCAGUCCAACCAGAAGAUCGGUUGCACCAUCUUCUGUGAGAAACUGGAGGACCAUCCCAAAAUCUAUCAGAUUGGAGACAUUGUCCGUAUGCACAGAGUCAAGACUCAGUUCUUCAACAACUCCAUCACGCUGGUCAACACCUUCGGCUUCGCUGUGGUGGCGUUUGACGGGGCAGUGGGCGGAGCUGUGGAGCCACGGACCUCCAGCCGCUCCUUCCACUUUGACCAAGAGGACCGUCGCACCGUGGAGGAGCUGCGGUCUUGGGCAGCCAGCCAGACUCUCCUUCCCCCGGUCUGCACAAUCCCACUGUCUGCUGUUCAGCCCAAGGCUUACUUCGACUUGACCUGCCAGCUGCUGGCCAAAGCCCCCGUCGACACAACCUGCACACUGCUUAGGGUAUGGGAUGGGACCAGGUGUCCUCGCACUCUGCUGAACGUGAUGGUUGAGCGAGAUGUCACAGAGGGACCGUCCUCCUUCUCCAAGGCGAAAGAGAAGCUCAUCGCCAACGUCCUCGUCUACGACAACCACAUGGAGUUUGCUGGGCAGCUGAAGCCUGGAGAUUUCCUGAGGAUAUACAACCUGCGAGCCAUCCCGGGAUCCAGUAAGGUACCUGGCCUCACCAGCAGCCAAUCAGAGGAGGUGGAUCACCUGGCUUUUCACCUGCACGGUGGGACGGCGUACGGCAGGGGGAUCCGGGUUCUUCCAGAAAACAGCUCCGAGGUGCAGGAGCUGAAGAGAGCUCUUGAGGCCUUUCCAGACAAUGACGAGGAUGCGCUGAGCGACUCAGAGUUGUUGGAAAUCUGGAGCACGCCGCCAGAGUCUCUGGAUGGCGACACAGUGGAGUGCAGCUCAGAGAGAAGCUGCAGUCACGACAUGCGACCUGUGUCGCUGUCCGAGGUGAAGCGAUCUGAUCCAGGUGGAAUUCACCACAUCAGAGUCCAGCUGAGAUCCUACAAGCCCCACAGACUCCACCAGGCUCUGAAACUCUACUGCAGCAAGUGCACAUCUAUGCUGGACAUCCCAGACGAUGAACAGGUAGCAGCUCUGUUUUCUGAGGCGUCCAGGGACUCUGGACCCUGCAGUCCCCCACCGUGGUUGCUCUCCGGGUGGGUUGACAUCCCUGGAGACUCUCCAGGAUCCCAGAACCGAGCUCUGAGUGUUCACCUGUCCGCCCAGCUCCUGUCUGAGGGCAAAACCAAAGAGCUCAUCUUCCUCAUGGGUUCGACUCUGGAGGAAACGAGUCGACUGGCUGCUGGCUACCAUAACAUCGUCCCUGUGAAGUCGUCGGACGGUCACCUGGCUCUGCUCGACCUGUCAGCACCUUUCCUGUUCAGGGGCAGGAAGAGAUUCUACGGGUGUAAGCGGUGCUCAGAGGCCGCAGUGAGGGAGCCGUCUGCUGAAGGAGUCCAGGUGAUCGAUGAGAAGAUCGUUGCAGAAGCUCUUGGCGUCCAGCUGCUGCAGUUCGUCCUGCUGAUGAAGCUCGAGCUGCAGGACGCCACCGACACGCUCAACGUCUUCCUGUGGAGAGACGCCGAGCUGUUCCUCAACGUGUCGGCGGAGGAUGCAGCAGCCAAUCAGGAGGCGCAGAAAAGCAUCCAUCAAACUAUGGAUGCUCUCUGUCCACCAGGGGACAGCAAGGGUGGGCGUCCGUGGCUAAAUUUGUGUCUGUCAGCGUACCAAGCAGAGGACGACGAGGGGCGGAGCCAAACCUGCUACCAGAUUUGCCAAACCACCGUCACCAGACCCAGACCCUCCUCCACGCGGUCCGAAGCUGACCCUGCCUGAAACACCUGCAGGUCACCGCUGAAACAGUGUCCUGCAAGAGGAACUGCUUCUUCCUCUUUUGUGCAGUUUUUUUAUAUUUAUUAUGUAAGACUAAAUAAAUGUACAUAAAAUGUUGCUGCAAAAGUUUAUAAUUCUGCUUACUGACAUGUGGCUGUCAGUAGAUUUUUAAUGAGUUUUUCAAAAUAAAAGACUAAAUAAGG
Messenger RNA from Scophthalmus maximus (turbot), 3070 nucleotides. RefSeq names its product protection of telomeres 1 homolog (gene pot1). Lineage: Eukaryota; Metazoa; Chordata; Actinopteri; Pleuronectiformes; Scophthalmidae. The transcript is spliced from 20 exons. Gene Ontology annotation, molecular function: G-rich strand telomeric DNA binding; telomerase inhibitor activity. Gene Ontology annotation, cellular component: chromosome, telomeric region; nuclear telomere cap complex. Gene Ontology annotation, biological process: regulation of telomere maintenance via telomerase; telomere capping. The coding region runs from base 453 to 2870 and encodes 805 amino acids. The record is from RefSeq and is a predicted model, not a curated record.